Strongylocentrotus purpuratus (purple sea urchin) is the source of this 2098-nucleotide messenger RNA. RefSeq lists its product as uncharacterized. The coding region runs from base 173 to 2086 and encodes 637 amino acids. The transcript is spliced from 9 exons. The record is from RefSeq and is a predicted model, not a curated record. Gene Ontology annotation, cellular component: centriole; ciliary basal body. NCBI's taxonomy places the organism in Eukaryota, Metazoa, Echinodermata, Echinoidea, Camarodonta, Strongylocentrotidae. Gene Ontology annotation, biological process: smoothened signaling pathway.
AGCCUGAAUUUUGUAGCGGUCAAAAUUGAUUUCCAAAGUGUCGAAAAAAUAUUAUAUUCCUGGAGAUUUUAAACUUCAUAAUUCUAAGUGACCAUGGAAAUGAUUUCAACCAAUUGAUAAAGGAAAAGUCACUAGUAUGGUCAUGUCCAUUUAGGAAGGAACUACUAUUGCAAUGGCCUCUAAUGAGCAUGGUUCAUCCGCAUGGGGUCAGCCUGUCUCAUCGAUGGAAAGUCCAAACACUAUCAGUGCCAAUACUUCCAACAGUUCCUCUGCCAGUGAGGUCCUGAGACGGUCAAGUGCGCUUCAAGGGUCACAAUCUGAACAACAUGGCGGAAAACACAACUCCUCGGAUGCCUCCUUGGCCAACUCCAGCAUAUCAAGUUCUGGUUCCAUGAGAGUUCGCAUCAAAGCCAAGUAUUUGAGAGAGAGGAAGUCUCCUUUUGAGACAGGUGGCUCAUCCAGCACCCCAUACCUGCCGCCAGCCCUGCCAGGGAACUUGCCAGAAGGGUAUGAAGCCCAGAGGGAUGUUGCUGAUGUACAGAGGCAUAACACCAUUGAGGAUGUAACAUCAGCCAAGGAUGGUGGUGCAACAGCAGGCCAAGUCUUGAGCCCUGCAGAGGGUUACAAACAAAGUGGAUUUGAACAGCUUUCAAAUGCCGCUUCUAAAAAUGGUGUGGGUGAUGAAUUUUCAGAAAUCACAAGGCCUUCCGAUGAUCAUAAUCAGUCUGCAAACCAAAGGAGCUCUUCCAUACCCCCAGUGACACACCAACCCAUGAGUUCAUCAACUAACAUGGGCAUUACCCAUAAAAAGACAUCUGGUAUCCUGAGACAAGGUGCUCCCACCAGUAGCAGUGCUCCAUGUCAUAGUUCAACCAGUGGUCACCCAAGGGAUCUCAGAGUAACUCAUUUCAGCAAAGGUCAACGCCAGCAGGCCAUGAGAGAUCAGCUCUUGAAAAGAUCUGAAAACUCAAAGCCCACAAAGCGUUAUUAUCAGCCCAAAAUGAUAGCGAGUGGUAGACCACCAGCAUCGAAACCAGAAGAGACCAGGACAGCUCAAUCUGAUAUGGGUACCAUGGCAACGGCUACAGCUGCAGCUGCUGCUGCUGUGGCUGCUACAGUGCCUCUCCUCAAGACCCAGAGUGAUUUGGAGUCUAAGAUGAACCACAUCAUGGAGAAACUGUCAGUCCUAGAGCAUGUGGGCCAUAGUGCUCCUCCCCCACCCCCCUGGGUAUAUCCUAUGGGUCAGGGGUGGGGCGGUGGAGGCUAUGAUGCCCGUCAUGACUUGGGCGAGAUGACACAGCGCAGGUUGGGUGAGCUUGAAGAAUUGCAGAAACAACAAAGAGAAAUGCAGUCGGAAUUGAGAGCCUUGUCCCAAAGAAAUGCAGACAGAGGCAUAGAGGUAGCCAAUGGAAUGCCCCCUCAUCAAGGCACUCAUACCUUCUCAGACCAUCUAUCAUCACCUGGGGACAGUCAGACCAGGCCAAAGGAGCCAAAACAAGAAAUAGAGGUCGUCCAGAAGAAAGAGGAUGGAAAAACUCGAGUUGGACAGUCAGGCACAGAUCCAAAGACCUCAUCACGAUCACCAACAACAAAGAUUCCCCUUGCCAAGAUGGACAGCUCUCCGAAGCCUCCUGAGAAACAUGUAAGGUACACCCCGGCAGUGACCGUUCAUCGUCUCCCUCAGGGUCAAGUGUCCAGUGGUGGUCAGCAGAGGUCAGUUCAUCAAGGGGGUGUAAGGGAACAUCAUGGUACCCAGACCUCACCCCUUGAAACCCCUGCACCAAGGAGACAUGCACCCAGACCUCACUCCAAAGAGAUCAGGUCCGCUAGAUUAUCAAACCUAGGGAGGGGGCUACUGGAGGAAAUCCUUUCAAGUCAUGAUGAGGAUGAGAGGACCAGAGAUCUCAGGCAGCAAGUCCAGACCAAUCAUCUUUCAGCUCUCAAUGUCAACUCAUCAAAUUCAAGGUAUGUCAGUAUGUGUAUGUAUGGUGAAUGGUGUAUGCAAAGGCUAUGCACUAACUUAUUCCAGGGGAUCCAUGUGAAACAGAACCCAGAUAAAUCAGGCCUGGUAAAAACCCGAUUUUAAUCGGUUUCCCGA